This is a messenger RNA of Staurois parvus, 534 nucleotides long. The record is from the annotation of a GenBank genome assembly. Lineage: Eukaryota; Metazoa; Chordata; Amphibia; Anura; Ranidae.
UGGUCAUCCCCUGUACUGUGUCCGCAGUCUCCGGUCAUCCCCUGUACUGUGUCCGCAGUCUCCGGUCAUCCCUGUACUGUGUCCGCAGUCUCCGGUCAUCCCCUGUACUGUGUCCGCAUUCUCUGGUCAUCCCCUGUACUGUGUCUGCAGUCUCUGGUCAUCCCCUGUACUGUGUCUGCAGUCUCUGGUCAUCCCCUGUACUGUGUCCGCAGUCUCUGGUCAUCCCCUGUACUGUGUCCGCAGUCUCUGGUCAUCCCCUGUACUGUGUCUGCAGUCUCUGGUCAUCCCCUGUACUGUGUCCGCAGUCUCUGGUCAUCCCCUGUACUGUGUCCGCAGUCUCUGGUCAUCCCCUGUACUGUGUCCGCAGUCUCUGGUCAUCCCCUGUACUGUGUCCGCAGUCUCUGGUCGUCCCCUGUACUGUGUCCGCAGUCUCUGGUCAUCCCCUGUACUGUGUCCGCAGUCUCUGGUCAUCCCCUGUACUGUGUCUGCAGUCCAUUGGUUUCAGAAUAUUUUUUAUCUUGUUUUUCUCCUCUA